Molecule: messenger RNA, 4200 nt
Organism: Nymphalis io (European peacock)
Lineage: Eukaryota; Metazoa; Arthropoda; Insecta; Lepidoptera; Nymphalidae
Product: modular serine protease-like
Exons: 14
Coding region: 248-2203 (651 amino acids)
Biological process (GO): proteolysis
Molecular function (GO): serine-type endopeptidase activity; protein binding
Source: RefSeq, a predicted model, not a curated record
GCGUCAUUGUUCAGCGUCAAUCUCGUUUUUCUUUAUUCGCGUCGUUUUACGCUCCGUAGUUUGUACAAUUCUACAAUUCUACAGUCUACACAAAACCGUCUCUGAAACAUCAGUUCAAAAAUAGUCAUUUUUUAUUAAAGUGGCAUUUCAGAAUAUAAUUGUGUGUUUGUUACAAAAAGUAAAACAAUUUUUUAUAAAAGAUUUGUAUACCUUGUGAUUUUUGGAUGUGAAUGACACUGUAAUCAAAAUGUUGGCUAAACUCGUGUUUAUGUUAUUCGUGAUCUCGUCACAACUGGAAGGAGCGGUUAGAGACAAUUUUAGAAGGGGAGAAACGUCAUACAACGAGCCAGCAUUGAUCCGACGUGUGCCACGUCAGGUCGCGUGCGGGUACUUUCCGGACGAGUUCAAGUUCGUGUGUUCAGAUGGCACUUGCAUCGCAGCGGACAAGAAGUGCGACGGUACCGUCGACUGUCUCGACGGUUCGGACGAAACGCACCACCUCUGCAGGGAGACACCGUGCCCCGACCACCUAUUUCGCUGUACAUACGGCGCAUGCGUCGGCGGUUCGGCGCCGUGUAAUGGUGUCACAGACUGCGCCGACAAUUCCGACGAGUUGCAACCGAAAUGCAACAAUUAUACCUUUGAAAAAGGGGGACAGUUUAAGUGCAAUGACAGCAGUCUCAUCGAGAGCGACCGGCGGUGUGACGGCAUCCGCGACUGCAGCGACGGCUCCGACGAGACGUUGGUGGCGUGCGCCGGUAACGUCUGCGCCUCCAAUGGGUUCCAGUGCGCUUAUGGGGCCUGCGUCGACGAGGGCGCCGCCUGUAAUGACAUAGACGAAUGCGCUGAUGGAUCUGACGAGUCGGAUAAACUAUGCAACAGGACAGUACCACGGAGAGCCACCACAACGACCACCACAACGACCACCACAACGACCACCACAACGACCGCGCCGAGUACGACAACAGUGGGCGUUCCAAACAUGUGCGUGUUACCACCGCACCCGGAGAACGGCCUGUUCCUGAAGAAUGGUGACACCGCUGAAUACAGAGCUGGUGACGUCGCGAUCUCCGCCUAUUUCAAUACCACCUGCUUACCCGGAUACAAGGUCGUCGGAGAGUCAGUGGUCAUCUGUAACUUAGGACGGUGGAUACCAACGAAAUUACCAUCCUGUGUCCGUGCCUGUUCAUUGAAGCCGUCGGAUAGCUUGGAGUACCGAUGCGUGCUGCUCGACAAGGGUACGAACGGCACGCGUGAAUGCGAAGAGUUGGAGGUGCUCGGGACCGUUGUGAUGCCCGAGUGUCGCCGCCCCAACUACUACAGUCCCAAACCGCUGCCAAAGAUGUACUGUACCGACGCGGGCUGGAGCUACAAGCCCACCUGUCUAGCCAAGUGCGGCACGCCCACGCCGCGCGGGGACUUCCCGUGGCACGUCGUCGUGUACCGCCGCGCCGACGGCACCGGCGACGACUACGAGCAGAUCUGCGGCGGCUCGCUCCUCAACGAGUGGACCGCCGUCACCGCUGCGCACUGCGUUGGGUUGGACGAUGACUGUGGAGUCAACCCGGUCGAGAAUUUCAUGGUGGCUGCUGGCAAGCUGUACAGGGAACUGAACGACCCACGGGACAAACUUUACCAGCAGACAUCCCAAGUUUCAGCGAUUCACGUACCUGAACGAUACUGCGGAGCUAAUCUGGAUUACCAGUAUGAUCUGGCUGUGGUCAAAGUGAAAGACAGAUUCGUAUUCAGUAUCUACAUUCGUCCAGUUUGUCUCGAUUUCUCGUCAGAAUUCGAUGAAUUCCAGUUGAAAAAAGGAAGUAUGGGCAGAGCUGCGGGUUGGGGACUCACUCAGAGCCGACGUGGGACCGAGUCCACGAAGCUGAAGGUUGUGGACAUAAAGUACGUGGAGUGGCAGGAAUGCAAAAAACGUAUCCUGCAAUUGUACAUCAAAUCAAUCAAAGUUGACAAGAUCUGCGCCAGCUUCGGCAACGGCACGACGCUGUGCAAGGGCGACAGCGGCAGCGGGCUGGUGUUCUGCGCGCGCGAGCACGGUGAGAUGCGCUGCUACCUGCGCGGCGUGCUGUCCACGGCCCCGCCGAACCCCGACGGCAGCGGCUGCUCCAACACGCUCUCCAUGUUCACGCACGUGCUGGAACACGAGCGCUUCCUGCAGCGGCACCUCGCCAACGACCCGCGCCCCUAGUGCGUAGUGCAAAUAAUGCUCAUAAGAUAAUUUUAGUACUUAAUUAUAAUAAAUUAAUUAAAUUAAUAGGGUUCCGUACAAUAAAGGUAAAGAAUAAGAGAGAGGCUUGAGCUAUUGCAAAAAAAAACCGCCUUUCACGUAACGGUUGAAGUGUAUGUAUACCUCUUUACUGAUGGCCGCACAAAGCAUAUCCUGAACAAGGUGUUAAUUUUUGAGACCAAAAUGACGUCAAUAGGUCUCCUGAUCAAAGAAUUAACUAAGCAACUCUGCAUAUGUCGCCAGUUAACACCCCCGUGCCUCAGUAAGCCCGUCCGUUGGUCCUGCGUGACUCUCCAAUCGGUCGAUCGAUAUGCCGUCCCGUAGGAUUAGGAAUAGAGACGUACACUUGUGUUUGCGCACAUACUUGUCAAAGUAACAUCCCCUGCUCAGUGAGGCCCUGGUACCCCCUGAGCAUGAUCGCGAUAAUAAUAUAUAAAAGUUAUAUAUUUUGAAACAUGUUCGAUUGUAUAAAACUUUAAACUUGCCAUGUUAGCAAUAAAUCACUAUGUAAUUUCAAUACGUACUAGUUUCUUUUAUAUUCAUUUAAAGCAGACGCCUAUUUUUAGAGGCUAGUAAUUUAUUAUUAAUUUAUUCACUUAUGCUCUUGAUCUUAAAUGUUUGACACCAUUUUGGAACGGGUUCAUAUAGAAGUGUAUCCUUUCAAAUAAAAGAUAAAAAUUCUAAAUCGUUUUAUAAAUGAUGUAAUUCUGGAAAACCAAAGCAUAAAAAAACGAUUGCGUUGAGUACCUUUUUUAUUAGUCUGUUAAUAAUACUAUAAAAACAAGCUUUUAUAUUUGUACGUGACUGCGAUAUUUAGAAUACUAGCUUCAGUAGCGUAGCAUGGGUCAUAGCGCUCGGUGCGCGUUCCGAAUUUGCCGCCCUUUUUCUUGCAAUUGGUUAAUCAAAUAAAGUGGGGCUCUGUAAAAACAGUACUCUUAUUGACUAACACUAAACUGAAACGUGAAAAUGAAUAUUACAUUUUAUUAAACAGUUAACGUUUUCUUACGCCCGUGCUACACCACCGACUAGCCUGUUCACAAGUAUGUGCAAAUGAAAUUGCAGAACUCAAUAUAGAUAUUUAUUAUUUUAAAUAAGAAAUUGUAAUAUAAGAAUAAUAACACUAAUUUAAAAAACAUCGUUAAUCAAAUUAUAUUAUUUAAAAAAAGUAUUUUAAUCUUGUAAGGCAUUUAUAUGCAUUUAGUUUUAUUUUUUAAUUUAUUUAUUUAUAUUAAAUUGAAACAUCCUAUGAAUCGAAAUUUGUGAAAUUGUUGUUUGUUAGUAAAUGUGAUAAAAAGAAACAAAUUGGCCAAAGUUAUUCUAUUCCAAUUUAUAUUCUGCAAAACAAAAAUUAAUUCCAAAAUGUGGCAGUGAUUUUUUUUUAAAAUUAUGAUGCAAAUGUCGCACCCUUGCACUCCAUGUAACCUUUCACACUUUAAAUAUUGAACAAAAUUUAAUUAAUAAAUACAUACAAUUGGAAUAGCAUUAAUGACAUAUUUGUAUAUUUUGUUAUAUGUUAGUUCGCGUUUAUUAAUAAAUCAAUAAGUUUUUCGUUAUGAACAAUUGUAGUGUUAAUUAUUUAUUUAUUUAAUGUUAAACCAAAGAAGUACAAAAAAUGUGCCAAUACAAACGAGGCUGUUAAAUUAAUUUUAAGGUAUAGUGUAAGUCAAUUAAUAAAUGUAAUUAAUGCAAUGGCAUUUUUCUUGCAGAUAUGAAAUGAUUGUGAGUUUUGUCUUAUAUGGUCGAUCAUAGAGUUGAAAUUUACUAGUCAUUUGUAUUAUAAUGAUAUACUCAAUUAUCUUAAAAUCGUCAAUGAAAAUUUCUUUCUCUAUGGUAGAUCUAUUUACGAAAUUAAUUUUAUGUGAAACAUAUUAUUAUUGUUAUUUUUUUACAAUUUUAUAAUGAAAUUAAAAAAAAAAAACAAGAGAGUGGAAUUAAAAAAGGACAAACUUUAUUAUAAU